AUGGCUUUUGCCACCACUUACGUGAGUCAGUUAAACGAACAUCCCACAGAAGAGAACUGGAGUGGCAUAAAGCACAUCCUUCGCUAUGUGAAGCAGACGAAGAAUUGUGCACUAAUCUACCAAAGAACUGGGAAGUGUGUGCAGGUCUUUUGCGAUGCAGACUGGGCUAAUGACAAGGCUGACAGGAAGUCAUUCAAUGGUUAUGUGUUGACGCUAGCCGGCGCUGCAAUUUCCUGGAGCAGCAGGAAACAACAAAGUACUGCACUGUCAACCGUCGAAGCAGAGUAUAUGACCAUGUGUCAUGCUACAAAGGAAGUUAUGUGGCUAGAGAACUUCAUGAAGGAGCUUGGUGUGCACGAGUUUCUACAGGAACCACAGGUCUUGUUGGUAGACAACCAGGGUGCAAUUGCGCUGGCGAAAAAUCAAGUCACGUCGGAGAGAAGCAAGCACAUUGAUCUGAAGCACUUCUUCCUGAGAGAAAAGGUGGAAGAAGGAAAGCUGCAACUCCAGUACAACAAAUCGUCGAGUAACUCUGCAGACCUCUUCACCAAGGCCUUGAAUGGAAGGCUGACCCUCAAGCAUUGUGAACGUUUCGGUGUCAAGAACGUGGACGUGGCGACAGUCCAUUAA
Ixodes scapularis (black-legged tick) is the source of this 630-nucleotide messenger RNA. RefSeq names its product secreted RxLR effector protein 161-like. The record is from RefSeq and is a predicted model, not a curated record. Lineage: Eukaryota; Metazoa; Arthropoda; Arachnida; Ixodida; Ixodidae. The transcript has a single exon. The coding region runs from base 1 to 630 and encodes 209 amino acids.